This is a messenger RNA of Xiphophorus couchianus (Monterrey platyfish), 2971 nucleotides long. It is a transcript of the gene bcl7a, whose product is annotated as BAF chromatin remodeling complex subunit BCL7A. The transcript has 6 exons. Lineage: Eukaryota; Metazoa; Chordata; Actinopteri; Cyprinodontiformes; Poeciliidae. Bases 140 to 739 code for a protein of 199 amino acids. The record is from RefSeq and is a predicted model, not a curated record.
AGCCGGCAGGCCCCGCUCGGCCUCCUCCCCCCGCUGCUCCAACAGGCCGCGCAGGCGCAUUGGCUCCUCUGUGCGCUCUACUGUUUGCAUUGUGUCUGAACUGCCGGCGAGCUUUAAAAAUAUUAUACCCACCGCGGCAAUGUCGGGCAGGUCGGUCCGAGCUGAGACCCGGAGCAGGGCGAAAGAUGACAUCAAGAGGGUUAUGGCCGCUAUUGAGAAAGUACGAAAAUGGGAGAAGAAAUGGGUGACAGUUGGAGACACAUCCCUUCGCAUCUACAAGUGGGUCCCGGUGACGGAGCCGAAAUCAGACGACAAGAACAAAAAUAAGAAGAAGGGUAAGGACGAUAAAUACGGCUCUGAGGUGACGACUCCGGAGAACAGCUCCUCUCCAGGGAUGAUGGACAUGCAUGAUGACAACAGCAACCAGAGCUCCAUCGCUGACUCGUCCCCAGUGAAGCAGGAAAACAGCUGUAGCACCAGCCCCGCCCCGGAGUCCAACGCCGCGUCUCACCGCGACAACGGCGAGGCCAAGACUGACCAGAGCCCAGACAGCAAGAGAGGGAAGAGCAUCCCUACAUCAGAGACCUCAGAGCGAGCACAAAGUGCCAAGAGAGACAGUCUGUCCUCGGGGGAGAAGGAUUCCUCAGACAGCAAAGCCACUCAGGAUCUACAGGAGGAGACCCCGCCCAGCAAGAAAAGCAAACUGGAGUCCUCAUCUCAGGACUUUGAGGAGAGCUAAAUGUUUCGGGCUGAGUCAUUCUCUCCUUCACCUUCCUGUCUCCCUUCCUCUGUACCUCCUCCCAUUAAUUCUAGAUGAUUUAGGGCUAAUGGACACACCGGCUCUCCUCUUAGAUUGUUUUUUUUUCCCCCCUCCCUGCUCUUCUAAACCAAGGGGAGAACGGACGUCUCUCUUCCUUAUCGCUGUUUCCCACUUCCCGUUUCGCCACCUCUACCCAAAUACUGCCACCGAGGGAGGAUGGAUAUUACCUCUUGUUCAGUGGUUCCCCCUUCGUGCUUCCUUCCAGUCCUCCACAUUUUGUUUUGCCAAGAGAAGCGCCAGACUCAAGCCUCGGGACAGCGUCGGCAGCUCAGCCCCAGCCACCGCCAGACCAGAACACAAACCCCAACCCGCUUCUGUGACUUAAAGAGCUCUGAGAUUAGGACGAGGCCGAUCGCAGACGCUGCUCUGAGAUCACUCUUUUGUUUCACUGCUAGCGGUUUAGCUCAGGAUAAGUCAAGGGGCUGACCUGGUCUCAGAUCAGUGGCUGUGGCAGCCCCCCGCCCCCCCCUCCUCACCCCCAAGGCCACGUCUCGCUUUCAAUCCUCCCGAUUCGCCUCCUGCUAGACUAAUGUUCUCUUUUGUUUAGGGAAUGUUUAGUUAUAUCUCUCUUUUUGUUGUUUUUUCUCCCUCAGGAGGGUCAAUGCACUGUUAUGGUAUGUCACAAUCGAUCACAGAUAGAUUUGCUGCUGUAGUGGAUGUCUUUUAUCUCUAUCCAUGAAAAGUUCUCCAUGUUUGUGUUUUUAUUUUUCUCCUAAAGUGAAUUAGCUCGCGGUUCGUAGAGGAAGAGGGCAACGGUGCACGCCGAGACGGACUAUUGGAUAAGUAGUGAGGACAGACAUGGUUAGAGCGCGUCCCGGAGGUGUGUGCCUUGAGUUGUUACGACUAAUACAAGUUUUAGUUCAAGCAGGUUUGGACUUACGUUUUGGUGCCAUGCUUUGUUUCGGUUUGUUUUUUGCCUUAUAACUGUCACUAAUUAGUUUUUCCAAUUAUUUAUAUUUAACUCCACCUGUUAGGAUAUUUUCUCUGAGGAAAAGAUUUGGGAGAUAUUUGCUUCCUUGCUGCGGGUAAAAAAAAAAAGACAUAAUGUGAUUUAGAGCGACACCAAGUCGGCUGUACGUAAAUGCAGGCAGUUAUUUGGGCAGCAAGGUAUCAUUACGUGUUGGCAUCCGCCCGCUCGCUUUCCUCCCAGCAAGGAAGUAAACGUGUACUACUCCUAUAAAACGCGUCAAAAUUAGGUUUUAACACUACCCAGAAGUUGAUCAUGUUCAUUCCUUUUAAGCACCUGCAAACCUCAUUCAUCCAUCAGAACUUCCUGUUUCUUUCCACAUCACCAUCGACUCGCAUUCUAUCGUCUUAUUUCCCUGUACUGGUUCCGUGUCACUACUCGCCUGUGACCUACACAUGCUGGUGCCGCUCGCCACUAAAGGUCCAGUCUCUCUCUCUGCUUUUUUUUUUUUGUCGCUCAAACAUUUGGUUCUGAUCCUCCUUCAAGGUGCUGUCUGUCGGCUGAAUCCAUACGCACGUGGCAUGGUGCCCCCUGACUGUGUGCUGAUUAGUGCAGUUUACUUGAACUUUAAAGUACGGAUUCAGACCUACGACCUCUAAUGUAAAAAGAAAAAAAAAACUGUCUCAUGUUAAGAUUUACUUUCAUUAAUCCAUCCUGGAUGAAUUUAGAUCAACUGAAUCACUGCGAACCGUGACGGGACGGGGCUACGAUGCAUUUUACAACCCAGAAUCAGAUUUUCAGCAAAUCAACAUUCACACGGAUGGAGAGGAAGGAGUUAAAACAUUGUCUCGGUUCAGAGGGUGGAUUAGCAUAUACCUCAUUCCCAGUCCAGCAGAGCUGGAACUUUAAAAAUGCUAUUGUAUUGACAUUAACAGUUAUAAACAGCAUUACAUAUACACUCAGUUUAAGAAAAACAAAUUCUCACUUAUGUUGUAGCGUUCACUUGAUUGAGCCAAUUGAUUUAUAGUUUGCUCAUAACUGUGUGUAAAAAGAAAAAUGAGAAAAAAAAAGAGCUGUGAGAUGAAAAAAAAACUUUUUUUUUUCCUUGGGACCAUUUUUUUUUUCUUUAGAUCGUGUACAGAUUUAUGGUUUGGUUUGACUUAUUUAUUCCAUCAGUAGUGCUUGGUUUUGUUUUUAUCAUGUCCAGUGGUUUUGUUUUCUUAAUAAAAGUCAUACAAAUGCUC